Molecule: messenger RNA, 2527 nt
Organism: Centropristis striata (black sea bass)
Lineage: Eukaryota; Metazoa; Chordata; Actinopteri; Perciformes; Serranidae
Product: cytochrome b5 reductase 4
Exons: 15
Coding region: 441-1991 (516 amino acids)
Biological process (GO): superoxide metabolic process; generation of precursor metabolites and energy
Cellular component (GO): endoplasmic reticulum
Molecular function (GO): heme binding; oxidoreductase activity
Source: RefSeq, a predicted model, not a curated record
ACAUCGACGUCACAUUGUGCGACAGCUAGAGUUAAUCUGUAGUCUUUUCAGGGUGAUUGAAUCGCGAAGGCAGGAAUUCGCUCGCAAUCCAUCACUAGAUGGCGAGCAACUAAUGAAUACGCUUGUUAAUUAUUUGAGUAAUACGGCAAAUAUUAACUUUAUAGUCGAUAUUUAAUUUGACGAUAUAUAUGUUGCUGUUAUUGGCUUAGUAAGGUAGUGUUAAAGGUAAUGCCUUCUUAGCUUAGCCCUUUAGCUUAGCUGCAUUGCUCAACGCUGUUUAAACAAGGAUGUGUCACAACAAGAGAGGAACUUGCAGCAACAACAUCAUACAGCCAGUGUGACUAAGUUACCAAAGUGUCCUGUAUGUGCCAUUUUGGUAAACUGCCGUUGGUUAAUUAGGUUUUCUUCGGAACUGGGGCUGCCUCCGAAGCGUUGGCAGCAUGUUGAACAUCCCGACCCAGUCGUUCCCUGCGGCGUGUUCCCAGCAGCGGGUCGGUCCGUCCGGACAGUCCGGGAGGAACAAGGUGGCCUUGAAGCCUGGUCACAGUCUUAUGGACUGGAUUCGGUUUUCCAAGAGUGGAAAAGAUCUGACAGGACUCAGAGGGCGCCUGAUUGAAGUUACCCAGGAAGAGUUGCAGAAACACAAUACAAGAGGUGACUGCUGGACCUGCAUACGAGGGAUGGUUUACAAUGUGACCCCCUACAUGGAUUACCACCCUGGUGGAGAAGAGGAGCUGAUGAAGGCAGCUGGGAUAGAUGGCACUGAACUGUUUGACCAGGUACAUCGCUGGGUGAACUAUGAAUCGAUGUUAAAAGAGUGCCUUGUGGGAAGGAUGGCCAUGAAGACCACCACGGCAAUCAAAGCUAUCAUCCCUCCUACACCAGUGACUGGCCUCGCUCCACCUGUGUCAGUGGCUCCUGCCCCAAACAAAGACUCUCGGCCUCGGUACGACUGGUUCCAAACAGAUGUGACUGUUCAUCUGGUCGUUUAUGCUAAAAGAAAGAUCCCCAGCUCUGGCUGUUCCAUUGUUGACCUUGAGGCGGGUGUUCUACGACUGGAAGUGCUGCUGGGGAAAAUGUCCUACAUGAUACACUUACGUCUAGCUGAUGAAGUUGAAGGACACGUUGAAGUCCACACUGCCUCCUUGGUGGGAAAGAUCCAAGUCACCAUACGCAAACAGGCCAAAGGAAAAUGGUCAAGUCUUGGUCAACCACUGGAAUUCCACAAUACAUUUUUACAAAAAAAAGACAGAGCACUCUACUAUCGGGAUUGUGUGUUGGUAUCUAAAGCUGAGGUGAACCACAACACCCAUAUGUUCAGAUUGCAACUUCCACGUGGGACUGUCAUGCAUGUGCCUGUUGGAAAACAUGUCUACCUCAAAGCCUCCAUUCAAGACACGGAGGUAGUGAGGCCUUACACUCCAGUAGAUCAGAACCUGGCAGCCACCUCCAGCCACUCCUCACAGGAAGCAGACCUCUACCUCAUGAUCAAGGUUUACCCUGACGGAGUGCUCACCCCACAUCUCAACAACCUGCAUAUCGGGGACUGUAUAUCUGUUAGUGGUCCAGAGGGAACCUUUAGCCUUCGCCCCCUUCGUGAUGUCACAUAUCUCUACUUGCUGGCAGCAGGCACAGGGUUCACACCCAUGGCUCGCCUCAUCCAACUGGCCCUGCAGGACAGCAUCAGAAAAAUCAAGCUGCUCUUUUUUAACCGAAGAGAGGAGGACAUUCUGUGGCGCUGUGAACUGGAUGCACUGGCUGCUAAUAGUGAGAGGUUUCAGGUGGAGUACAUCCUCUCUGAUCCCUGUAACAGCUGGACCGGCAGGAAGGGUCAGGUGGAUGAGUCUGUGCUCAAUAAUUUCCUCAACAAGCCAGAUGGGUCCAAAUGCUAUGUGUGUGUGUGCGGCCCCACUGCCUUUACAGAGCGAACAACAGGGUUGUUGAAGCAGCAGGGCUUCAGUAAAGAGGAGAUCCACGCCUUCCAGGGCUGAUACCCAACUCCACCCUGCAAAGACUGUGUGUGUUUUUGUGUGUAUGUCUUUGUGUCUGUGUGUGUGACAGACAGACUGAGAGCAAGAGGGAGAGAUUUUUAUUUAUAAACUCGAGUUUGUGAGAAAUGAAUGGACAUUGUAUUUUCUAUGCACCAAGGUGAUGAUGCUGACAGCAGGCAACGCCCCAGGCUUUGUUGAGCUGUAAGGACAAUCACAAAAUCCCGCUGCAUUGAGAUUCUUAUGAUUUCAGACUGUUUGGUCACUGCCUGGAAUAAAGUUAAUGGAGUUCAUGAAAACGAGUUGAAACAUUGUUAAGAUUUGUAAAAUAAAAGAAGUACAAUAUAAUGAGACUGAUGAGAUGAUAUCUAAAUUGAUGGAGUUUAUGCAAUAUUAUAUAGAAGUAGCAUGAGCUCUGAAGUGUGUGCUGGAGGAUCUUCUGAAGAUUUGUAUAGACCUUAUUGUUCCAGUUACAUGUAUACAGUUGCAGGUGUUCUAAACUGCAGUGAAAUAAAAUGCAUUAUGGUGAUAUUUUUAAA